This is a messenger RNA of Astrephomene gubernaculifera, 2039 nucleotides long. The record is from the annotation of a GenBank genome assembly. Lineage: Eukaryota; Viridiplantae; Chlorophyta; Chlorophyceae; Chlamydomonadales; Astrephomenaceae.
GUCUUUGCCGUAUCUGUGCUUUACACUGGUUGGCUGCGUGAAACCUAGGAACGCGGCGUUCACCUUUCGUCGAACUCAUGCAAGCGCACAAUUGCUUUUUGCUGAUUUUCUUUUAGGACGUAAGCUGGCCAUUUAGCAAACAUAUCCGAGAAUUGCAUAGACGAACUGGAUCUCAAUCAAACCGGCUUCGCUAGACUUGAGAGUAUAGUCGUGCGGCGCUCACUACGUUUCGCAAGGUUUGAAAGCUAAAUGGGUACGGUGGAGGACACGUUCUGGACGGAAUGCUAAGCAGCACCAUCGUCAACGAUGGUGCAGCCAUCCCUACGCCUCUCGGGCUUCCAUCCCCACCUUCCUUGCCGCUGUCGGGGACCCGGACGCUGCUGUUUCAUGUUCGGCCAGAACGACGGCGACUUGUCAACACCGUCGGUUGCUGCAGGACGGCCGCUUUUGGAUCCAGUCGUUGUUUGAAUGUGCCGCACCAGCACAACCACCACCAGCGCUGUGACAACAACAUCGAAGGCAGCCAGCAGGAAGGGUGGCGGCUGCAGCCGUCAGGAGAACACUCGUCGUCAUGGGGCGGGAACGCGUUGGAGCACGCAGCCGCCUCCGCGCUUGCGGCACCUCAGCUACCGAGCGCAGCGACUGGACCACGAAGAGCGACUGGGGCGCCCGCCGUGCUGGUGGGGAGCCUUUCCUCAACCGCUAGCGGCCACCAGACUAGCCGUAGCAACAGCCUUGGCAGCAGCAGUGGCGGGAGAGGCAGGGGCUGCAGCACCGGUGCGUGUGGCGGAGGCGUGCAAAGAGCAGCAACCGCACAACAGCGACCUCUACCCCAUGCGGUGGCAGUGAGGACCUCAAUAAAAGCACCAUCACAGGUGGGAGCAGCGGCGCAGGGCGCCAGCAGGGUGCCGACGCCUGCACCAGGGGAGGCAGCUCUCACGGCGGCUAUUGUGGCGUGCGACAGCUGGGAGGCACUGGCGUCCCUCCUCGCCCCCCGCCGCGACUCGCUCAACCCCACCCACGUGACUGCGGCGCUGGUGGUCCUGGCGAGACUGAGAGGGAGCGGGGGGGCGGAGGGGAGCCAUGGUGGCGGCUUGCCAGGAGGCGGGAGACGAAGAGAAGCAGAUGCAUCCCCAGCAGCAGCCACAACAGCCACAAGGGCUACACGUCCGCAGGUGUACGGCAGUCUAUCAGGGCUUGCCAACGACCUCUGUGCGGUUGCCGUUGUACGGCAACUGCCGUACAUGUCGGCUCGUGAGGUCAGCAACUUCACGUGGGCUUUGGCGCGGCUGGCACCUGUGAUCGUACGACGGCCGGCAGAGGCGGUUGCAGCAACAGCGAGUGAUGUGGCAGCAACAGAACGGAUGGCGGUAACAGCAGCAGAAGCUGAGGUAACCGUAACGCUACCAGUUGCAGUGGCAGCCCUGCAGGCCGCCUGCCACCAGCACUGGUCACAGUUCACAACACGAGAGCUAGUCAUGCUGCUGUACGGCAUGGUACGGCUGGAUCCAACAAUCCUGCCGUACGACCUUUCUAGCGCCCCCACCCCCACCCCAACGACCAUUUCUCCGUCGCCGCCGCCAACACACCCGCCCUCCUCUUCCGCGCACUCCCCUUCCACCUCCACCCCCUCCUCUUCCUCCUGGCUUGCCGCCUGGUUCACCGCCUCCGAGCCGCACCUGCCCUCCCUCGGCCCCCGUGGACUGCACCUCACGCUGUGGGCACUCGCGCAGGUGUGGACUCCCCCCCGCCACACUGUCCGCGCCCGCGACCUCCGCAACCUCCGCAACCACCAAACCCUCAGCCACAGCCAUGACAGCCGGCCGGCCCCAUGUGUCGUACGGCUACCGCCUCCGCCCGCUUCCUGGGUUGUACGGCUGCGAGUACGGCUGGCGGCCCAGCUGCCGCACCUGCACGCGGGGCCGCUGGUGCGGGUUGCCUGGGGGCUAGCGAGGCUACAGCCCUGGCUUAUGCCGGGGACGGUGAGGACGCCGGCAGCAGCAGCAGGAGCGGAAGAAGCAGCAGCAGCAGGCGGAGGC